CUGGGUGAACAAAACCUUCAAGGAACACACCUCAAUCAACCGGAGUAUUUAUUUGUACCGCAUUAUACUCAACAUUCGCUCGGCAGAUUACUCAUCCUCAAUUCUAUGUGUGUCAGACUAUAUUAUUCCGUGCCUUGUCUGACAGAUAACCUCAUCUUAUCAUCGAGUGAGUUAAUAGUCACAGGGGAGGGCGGACGAAAUGACGCAUCUCACAACCAGCGCUUCCAAAGCCCCUGCAAAGGGCGAGAAGUCAAGGGAUUCUGCUGCCAUCACCGCUGGUGCCAUUGACGAUGGGAGUGACCAAGACUUGAGUGUGCAAGACGAAAAGAAAGUAGUUGUUAGCAGAACGAUAGACCACAAACCAAUCACGAGUCAAAAUGGUACUGAAGAAAACGGGGUGAAAAAAGUAAGGAAAUUCGCCGGAGAGAGCUUCGAAGAGGCUUCUUUAUGGGACGCAUUUUGCACGUAUCUUUGCUACGCUGUCCUCGUCAUUGUUGGCUAUGUCAACGACUUUAUUAGACCACGGACAACACUGGAGAAAAAUCGAGAGGGUUACGUAUCGCUUUAUGCGUCCUUUGAAAGUUUCUACACUCGCCAUGUCUACCGGAGAAUUCGAGACUGUUGGAACAUGCCCGUGUCGAGCGUUCCUGGCAAAUAUAUCACCCUCAUGGAACGUCAGUCUGACGAUUAUGGAUGGACUUUCGAGUACACAGGAAAAUCUGUCACGUGUGCAAACCUCGGUUCCUAUAAUUAUUUAGGAUUUGCAGAAAACCAUGGACCAUGUGCAGAUGCAGCGAUUAAAAUGGUGCACGAGUUUGGCGUAGCCACUUGCAGUCCGAGACGUGAGAUGGGGAAUGCAACCUUCCACGACGAGUUGGAUAAGUUGGUCGCAACAUUUGUGGGGACUGAAGAUGCCAUUACUUGUGCCAUGGGAUUUGCCACGAAUACACUCAACUUACCUGCAAUUUUGAACCAGGGCUGUUUAGUCAUUAGUGAUGCAAAAAAUCACGCCUCCAUCAUUUUAGGACUUCGCUUAUCUAGAGCUACGAUACGCGUGUUUAAACACAAUAACAUGAAGAGCCUCGAAAAACGGAUUCGUGAAGCAAUUAUUCAGGGUCAGCCUAGAACUCACUUGCCUUGGGAGAAAAUUUUUAUCGUAGUUGAAGGAGUGUACAGCAUGGAGGGUUCCAUUGCCCGACUUCCAGAAAUGAUUGAACUGAAAAAGAAAUAUGGGGUUUACAUUUACCUGGAUGAAGCUCACAGUGUUGGAGCCAUGGGUCCACGUGGAAGGGGUGUCGUAGACUACUGGGGUUGUGAUCCAAGCGAUGUUGAUAUUUUGAUGGGAACAUUUACAAAAAGUUUUGGAUCUGCUGGUGGUUACAUUGCCGGUUCAAAGGAACUGAUUGGGAUGAUCCGAAGACACAGCCAUGCACAUUGUUACGCAACGGCCAUGUCACCUCCAAUAGCUCAACAAAUUAUAUCUUCCAUGAGAAUCAUUAUGGGCAUGGAUGGAACCAAGGAGGGAAUCAAGAGAAUUCGCCAGCUUCGCCGUAAUGCUCGCUAUUUCCGCAUGAGGUUGAAGAAAGCUGGAUUCAUUGUUUAUGGGAAUGACGACUCUCCGGUUGUUCCGACUGCUCUGUACAUGCCUUCAAAAAUUGGAUACACUGUUCGAGAAAUGAUAAAACGAGGUGUUGCAACGGUUGGAGUUGGGUUUCCUGCUACUUUAUUAGUUGAAGGAAGGACGAGAUUUUGCAUAAGUUCCUCCCACACAAAGGAAAUCUUGGAUCAUGCAUACGAAGCAAUGUGCGAAGUUGGACAUAAUAUCAUGAUCCGAAACUCGAAACUUCCACUACCAACGGAAGAAGUCGUAUAUGCUGACGGCAGUGUUGAUGAUGAUGACGAUCUUUACUGAUGUGCAUUGUGCCAGUCUUUUAGUAUCACAUACGCUGCCCAUUCCGAAGAAAAUAGCGAUCCAAUCAUUCAAUAACUUUAUCAAAUCCCGAGUAUAUACAUACGCAUGUAUAAAUAAUAUAUGCCUAUAAAUUACAAGUUGAGACAGACUGCAUUUGCAGGCAUUUUUUAUGUAGGUCAUACAUAAAAAUCUAUAAAAGUGCCGAGUAUUAUUACUAUUAUUAUUUUUAUUAUUAUUGUCUGCCUUUGUUGAGUUAAUAUACCCAUUUACCUUCACAGUACAUAUAUCUGGGUUUACUAGCUGCAAUGAAGUUACACUAAUCCUAAAUAGUGUGUAUGUUGUGCCUUCGAAAUUAUAGCAAACUUCCUUGUAUAUCAAAUAACCAAUUUGUCUACUUAAUGAUAAUUCAUAUCUACGUUAGUAAUAAUGUCGAUAGUGCGCAUGUGUUCAUGCUGCGUCAGGAAAUUUCAAUUUUCCAAAUGAGCAUUGAUAGACCAUUAUUCUGAUUGAUUUUUUUGCCAAUCGUGUAAUAUAUCUAACAUUGACUUGUGUGCUAUUCUACAUUUCCUAUCUGAAUCAUUCAAUAAGGUCCAACCAUAGGACCUUAAUUCCUAUGAGCUUCGACUACGUUUAUAUAACAACUUCUUAACAAAAUUCCGAUCCGAGUAAUUACUUAAUUAUUUAUAUUACAUAAUUAGUUACCGGUAAUUCUGUGUUCUUUUUUAUCAUAAUGCCAAUUGAAAACUUAGUUGUUCCAUGCUAUACAAUUUACAGUCAUUUGGUUUGCUUAAAGGGCAUAAUAGUAUUUUUAUUAUUAUUGUUAUCGCUAUAAAAAUAAGUAAUGGUGAAUAAAUAAAUUGUCUACUGGUCAAAGCAGCAAAAAAUGUUUGCUAAUAA
This is a messenger RNA of Folsomia candida, 2809 nucleotides long. RefSeq names its product serine palmitoyltransferase 2 (gene lace). The record is from RefSeq and is a predicted model, not a curated record. The coding region runs from base 200 to 1912 and encodes 570 amino acids. The transcript is spliced from 8 exons. Gene Ontology annotation, cellular component: serine palmitoyltransferase complex. Lineage: Eukaryota; Metazoa; Arthropoda; Collembola; Entomobryomorpha; Isotomidae. Gene Ontology annotation, biological process: ceramide biosynthetic process; sphingosine biosynthetic process. Gene Ontology annotation, molecular function: serine C-palmitoyltransferase activity; pyridoxal phosphate binding.